Molecule: messenger RNA, 1848 nt
Organism: Amaranthus tricolor (Joseph's coat)
Lineage: Eukaryota; Viridiplantae; Streptophyta; Magnoliopsida; Caryophyllales; Amaranthaceae
Product: coatomer subunit epsilon-1-like
Exons: 6
Coding region: 415-1284 (289 amino acids)
Biological process (GO): retrograde vesicle-mediated transport, Golgi to endoplasmic reticulum; endoplasmic reticulum to Golgi vesicle-mediated transport; intra-Golgi vesicle-mediated transport
Cellular component (GO): COPI vesicle coat
Molecular function (GO): protein binding; structural molecule activity
Source: RefSeq, a predicted model, not a curated record
CACAAUCACAUAAAUUAAAGAUUUGACUAUAUUUAAAAAUCAAUUUAAUUAAAACUUUAAAAAAAUUGGAGAAACUAAGAACAAAUUUCUAACUUCACUUUAUAUAUUGAUGGUCAUUAUUUAUUUACCAAACAAAAAAAAACAUUAAUUUCUAAAUUAUCAACCAAAAUUUCAUCUAAAUCUCUCAAAUUUUACUCCCAUCAUCCAACCAACCCUUCCCAGGCUCCGAGUAGUACUAUUUAGGGACAGGGAGUGUAUUUAUUCAAAGAAAUUCUACGAAGCCAUUCCCAAUUUCGAAACCCGGUUCCCAAUCUUAAUUUGAUCUGCACAAUUCCAUAAUUCAAUCACACCAAACAUCUAGAGUUGUAAGGUAAUCGAGUAGGAACCUACGUUUGAUCUACAGAUCUUGGAUCAAUGGCUGCUCCAGAUGCAUUGUUUAGUCUUCGUAACAAUUUCUACUUGGGAGCUUUCCAAGCCGCCAUUAACAACAGCGAUAUAUCUAAUCUAUCGGAAGAAGAAUCAAUUGAAAGAGAUUGUUUCGUAUACAGAUCUUACAUUGCUCUUGGUAGUCAUCAACUUGUCAUCAAUGAAAUCGAUUCAUCUGCUGCCACUCCUCUUCAAGCCGUCAAAUUGCUUGCACUUUAUCUUUCUGGGCCUGAAAACAAGGAUUCGGCAAUUGCGAGCUUGAAGGAGUGGUUAGCAGAUCCUGCCAUGGGGAAUAUCCCUACUUUGCGCCUUGUUGCCGGCAUCAUAUUUUUGCAUCACCAAGAGUAUUCUGAAGCUUUGAAGCAUACCAAUGCUGGAGGAACCAUGGAAUUACAUGCAUUGAACGUUCAAAUAUAUCUCAAGAUGUGUAGAGUAGAUCAUGCUGAGAAACAACUUAAGAUUAUGCAACAGAUUGAUGAGGAUCAUACAUUGACUCAACUUGCUAAUGCUUGGCUUAACUUAGCUGUGGGAGGUUCCAAAGUUCAGGAAGCUUAUCUCAUCUUCCAGGAUUUCUCUGAGAGAUUUCCGAUGACUGGAUUGAUCCUCAAUGGCAAGGCUGUUUGUUGCAUGCACAUGGGUAACUUUGAUGAAGCUGAAUCAUUCUUACUUGAAGCUCUCAACAAGGAUGCGAAGGAUGCUGAAACACUGUCAAAUUUGGUUGUAUGCUGUCUUCACCUGAACAAACCAACAACUCGAUACUUGAGUCAAUUGAAGGUAACACAUCCAGAGCACAUGUUUGUGAAUCGUUUAUCAUCUGCAGAAGAAAAUUUCGAGAGGGCUGCUCAGUCAGUUGCAUAAGCGAUCUAUUAUCACCUUUUUGAAAUCAGGAUAUAUUAAUACUUGAUUCUAUCAAGCAGUCGAUUUGUUCUUUAUGAAAUUAGCUUGAAUUACUUUGAUUGCUUUCCUUUCUUUUACUUUACCUUUCAAGAUGGGGUCAUCCAACUUAGCGGGAAAUAGAAUCGAAAUUUGUAAUGACAGGUUUAUAUGUUUCAUAUGGGCAGGGGCCAUGUUUGAUUUUUAAUGUUUUGCAUUUUGUUUUGCGGAGAAAUUGUCUUAGUUACCUAAACUUCAAGUAUGAUAUGGCCUGGAUUGACCUCUUCACAUCUAAGCUCGAUCACUGCUGCAAAGGAUAUGGGAGUAUUUCUUGGCUUUCCCUUCUCCUUUGCAAAUUAUCAGCCUUCUCUCAUUUGUAAUUUUGUACUUUGUUGCAUAGUUUAAAAACUAAGGCUUCAUUGCAUCGCAAGAGUCACAUUAUAAAGGUUUUUACAAACACAAUUCUGUAAUUCUCCUUUAUUGUAAGGGUGUAAAAAACUGUUUUAGACCGUUUAGACUUUCGAGGAUGUCUUAUGCCUUCAGCCUUCA